AUGGCGCCAACCACGCUCGAGAAUGCCUUCUCUAAGGACUCAUCCUCCACCGCCAUCGUCGUUCCUGGUCAGUCGCCUUUGACCAUCUCGUACCAAAAGCUAGCGACCGACGUCAAGUCGUUCCAGCGCCAGCUCGCAAAUGUCGGCGUCUCUGCCCAAGCCGCUGUCUCCAUCGCCCUGCCCAACACGUACGAAUUCAUCGUCUCCUUCAUCGCCGCUUCAUGGCAGCGAGCCAUUGCCGCCCCAUUGAACCCUGCGUACAAGCAGUCCGAGUUCGAAUUCUACAUUGAUGAUUUGAGUUCGGCCAUCGCUCUGGUUCCCAAGGGCGCAUUCGCCCAGGAUGCCGCAGCCGUACGGGCAGCAAGGAAAUACAACGCCGCCAUCGCCGAGUGUUAUUAUAACGGAAAAGAGGUCAUUUUGGAUGUCAAGGAAGCUGGAAAGCUCGCUGGAAAGUCCGCCCCGAUCGAGGCUGCGCAGCCCGAUGAUGUUGCUUUGGUACUACACACCAGUGGAACCACUGGGCGCCCAAAGGCGGUGCCACUGUCGCAUCGCAAUUUGCUGCGCACCAUGAAGAACAUUCAGGCCACCUACGAACUAUCCACCAAAGAUCGCACCAUGCUCGUCAUGCCGCUGUUCCAUGUGCAUGGGCUUUUGGCUGGCUUCCUCGCCCCACUCGCAUCUGGCGGCUCUGUGAUAGUCCCGGUCAAGUUUUCGGCAUCGGAUUUCUGGAAAGACUUUACUCAACACCAAGCCACUUGGUACACGGCAGUUCCUACCAUCCACCAGAUCCUGCUGCGGAGCCCUCUACCUAACCCUGUGCCCAAGAUCCGCUUCAUUCGAUCAUGCUCCUCUCCUCUCUCUCCCAAGGUUUUCCAUGAGUUGGAAAAGACCUUUGGUGCUCCAGUACUCGAAGCCUACGCUAUGACGGAAGCUGCGCAUCAAAUGACGAGCAAUCCAUUGCCUCCUGGUAAGCGUCAGCCCGGCAGCGUCGGUAUUGGUCAAGGUGUUGAGGUUAAGAUCCUCGAUGACAAAGACAACGAGGUGCCACAAGGAAAAGAGGGUGAGAUUAGCAUUCGUGGUGAGAAUGUUACCAAAGGCUAUCUGAACAACCCUGCUGCGAAUGCUUCGUCGUUUACCAAGUCCGGGUUCUUCCGCACUGGCGACCAGGGCAAGAAGGAUCCCGAUGGCUAUGUGAUCAUCACUGGUCGAAUCAAGGAGCUCAUCAAUAAAGGUGGUGAGAAGAUCAGCCCAAUCGAGCUCGACAACAUCAUUGCGCAGCAUCCAGCUGUUUCUGAAGCUGUCAGUUUCGCCCUGGAAGAUGAGAUGUACGGGCAGGACGUGGGCCUCGCAGUUGUCGUAAAGUCUGGCCAAAAGCUGAAUGCUGGAGAGCUGAAGGCGUGGCUCACCGAUCGUGUGGCCAAGUUCAAGCUCCCGAAAAAGAUCUUCUUUACAGACAUAAUGCCAAAGACAGCCACCGGAAAGAUCCAGCGUCGUUUGGUCGCCGAGGCUAUGCUCAAGAAAGAGCAAUCCAGCGCUAAAUUAUAAACACCUACCAGAUCGAUGUACCUUGUAAGAUAUAGAAUAACAUACUUUUUGAUGUAGUACCAUCUACCCCCAGAUAUGAAUAAAGCCCGUACAUAUAGACUCAUGCAACGAUGCUUCCGCGUCAUAAUGGGGCGUUUGGAAACAUCAUGAUCUUCGUUCCGCAUUCGUUUCAGCGGAGCGAUGGCGCUAUCAGCCACUACCCGCUUUACGCAGGCAUGCUAACUUGACCGCAGCACCUGACCCACGAGCAUUUGAUGAUGAUCCUGUUAUUGAACAAACCCCAUGCCAGAGCUGGAUAUAUCCCUUCAAUCAAGUGUUGUCAUGUUCAAUUGUAGAAGUUUCGACUUCCUUGAAGUUUGAUGCGAUGCUCAAACCG
Molecule: messenger RNA, 1921 nt
Organism: Periconia digitata
Lineage: Eukaryota; Fungi; Ascomycota; Dothideomycetes; Pleosporales; Periconiaceae
Source: the annotation of a GenBank genome assembly